UUCCGCCUGCCAGCUGGACAGCACUCCUCCCUGCGUCACCUUUCCUUUAAAGACGCGGGCUCCGCCCACUACGGCAGGCGAAGGGGGCUGCCCGCAGGGGCCGCUCCCUGGCUUCUUCCGCCAGAGCUUACCAAUCGCCGACCCGGCAAAGCUGGCAUUCUCCUCUAACGAAGAGCUUUUCUUCACCACCUGGGGAUGAUUGCUGAUUACAGUUCUUCCUAAAAAGAGCCUUUGCCACAUCUGCAGCUGGAGUCCCAACCAGGUAGCAACUGUAAGUGAGUUCAUCUCCUUCGCUGUGGGCGGAACAUCUGGCCAUAGAUCUCACUAAGGAUGGCUGCUCUUCUUCUAAAGAGGCUAACGUUACAGACCAUAAAGACUGAAAAUAAUUGCAUUAGCAGGUGUCUUGGUAAAUACAUCCUGCACAAGACCAUACCAGCGCAGCUGUCCCUUGGAGCUUCUGUCCCAAGACUGUCCUACCUGGUUCAUGCAAAAGCUUUCAGUACUGCUGCAGACACCCAGGACGAAAGAAAGAAGAAGAAAAAGAGUGAGCCAGCUUUUAGCAACAUCGGCAGAAAAAUUCAUGAGCGAGUCAUUCACGUGCUGGAUGAGGCAGGCAAUGAUUUGGGAAACAUGCACCGAGCAGACGUGAUCAGGCUCAUGAAUGAGCGGGACCUGAGGCUCGUUAAACGGGACAGCGGCGUGGAGCCUCCGCAGUACCAGCUCCUGACGGGGGCACAGAUUCACAAGGAGCAGCUGAGACUUCGGGAACUGGAAAAGGCCCGCCCCAAACCUGGGCCUACCCUGACAAAGGAACUCACUUUUUCUUCAACUAUUGGACAACAUGAUUUGGACACAAAGAAUAAACAGAUUCAGCAGUGGAUUGAGAAAAAAUACAAAGUUCAAAUUACCAUAAAAAAAGGGAAGAACACAGAGGAGCCAGAACAUAAGAUGGAGGAGAUCUGUAAUCAAAUACUCCAGACUAUGCCUGGAAUAGCUACCUUCUCAUCCCGGCCACAGCCUGUUCGGGGAGGAAAAGCUGUAAUGUGUGUUCUUCGUCAUCUGAGCAAAAAGGAAGAGAAUGCGUAUAGAGAAACUCAAGGAACCCAGAAAGGAGACACUCUGAACAAAGAAAACAGAAACAAUCAAGAAUCGGAUGUUGUGCAUCAGUGAUUUUAAUAAAGAAAAGUGUGCUUCUUAGCGGAAA
Messenger RNA from Callorhinus ursinus (northern fur seal), 1204 nucleotides. RefSeq names its product mitochondrial translational initiation factor 3 (gene MTIF3). NCBI's taxonomy places the organism in Eukaryota, Metazoa, Chordata, Mammalia, Carnivora, Otariidae. The record is from RefSeq and is a predicted model, not a curated record. Gene Ontology annotation, biological process: mitochondrial translational initiation; ribosome disassembly. Gene Ontology annotation, molecular function: ribosome binding; translation initiation factor activity. Gene Ontology annotation, cellular component: mitochondrion.